Molecule: messenger RNA, 1338 nt
Organism: Adineta steineri
Lineage: Eukaryota; Metazoa; Rotifera; Eurotatoria; Adinetida; Adinetidae
Source: the annotation of a GenBank genome assembly
AUGGAGAUGUCUUUAAUGAUUGAUUACAAGUUUCAAUGUGCGAAUACAACUUGUUUACCAUUCAUUAACAUUAUUACAUCAAGCAUUAGGAAUUGUCAAGUAGCAUGUUUAGCUCGAAGUCAAUGCAUAGCAGCUACUUUUCAUCGAUCAACUUCUGAUUGUGAACUAUUUGAUAAUAUGUUGAAUCAAAACGGAAAUAUGUUGGGUGAUGUGGAUACGACUAGUAUGAAUAUCAUUGGUGGAACACGAUUUCCACCAGAACCGACUACGGCAAAUUCAACAACAGCAACAGCAGCAUCUACUACAACAACAAGAACAUCAACAACAACGACAGCAAUACCAAAAUGGACAAUGAUUGGAAACAUGAGUGUCGCACGAGGAUAUCACACAGCAUCCAUAAUAGCAAAUGAGACAGUAUUAGUUGCCGGUGGAUACAACGGUGCUUACCUCAAUAGUGCUGAAUUAUACGAUCCAUCAACAGACACUCGGACUACUACAGCAAACAUGAAUAUCACCCGAGCGCGUCACACAGCGUCCACAUUAGCAAAUGGAUUAGUAUUAGUUACUGGUGGACAGAACAGCGGUGGCUACCUUAAUAGUGCUGAAUUUUACAACUCAUCAACAGGCACUUGGGCAGUCACAGGAAAUAUGAGUGUCGCACGAGAAUAUCAUACAGCAUCCACAUUAUCAAACGGAUUAGUAUUAGUUGCUGGUGGAAACAACAGUGCUAGUUUUUUCAAUAGUGCUGAAUUAUACAAUCCAUCAACAGGCACUUGGACAGCCACAGGAAGCAUGAAUGUUGGACGAGGAUAUCACACAGCAACCAUAUUAGCAAAUGGAUUAAUAUUAAUUACUGGUGGAUCCAGCGGUGUUACUUAUCUCAAUAGUGCUGAAUUGUACAAUCUAACAACAGGUACUUGGACAAACACAGGAAGCAUGAGUGUUGGACGAGGAUAUCAUACAGCAUCCAUAUUAGCAAAUGGAAAAGUAUUAGUUACUGGUGGAUACAAUGGUGCUAGUUUUUUCAAUAGUGCUGAAUUAUACAACCCAUCAACAGGCACCUGGUCAACCACAGGAAGCAUGAGUACCACCCGAGCUCGUCACAUAGCGUCCACAUUAGCAAAUGGAUUAGUAUUAGUUACUGGUGGGCAGAACAGCGGUGGUUAUCUCAAUAGUGCUGAGUUGUACAAUCCAUCAACAGGCACUUGGACUACUACAGCAAACAUGAGUAUCACCCGAGCUGUGCACACAGCAUCCACAUUAGUAAAUGGAAAAGUAUUAGUUACUGGUGGAUCGAGAAGCAGUGGCGUUUAUCUCAAUAGUGCUGAGCUCUAUUAA